Molecule: messenger RNA, 350 nt
Organism: Otolemur garnettii (small-eared galago)
Lineage: Eukaryota; Metazoa; Chordata; Mammalia; Primates; Galagidae
Product: histone H4
Exons: 1
Coding region: 9-320 (103 amino acids)
Biological process (GO): nucleosome assembly
Cellular component (GO): nucleosome
Molecular function (GO): structural constituent of chromatin; protein heterodimerization activity; DNA binding
Source: RefSeq, a predicted model, not a curated record
AUGUAGUCAUGUCUGGUAGAGGCAAAGGUGGAAAAGGGCUAGGCAAAGGUGGCGCCAAGCGCCAUCGUAAGGUGUUGCGGGACAACAUCCAGGGCAUCACCAAGCCAGCUAUUCGUCGUCUUGCUAGGCGAGGAGGUGUCAAGCGGAUCUCCGGUCUCAUUUAUGAGGAGACUCGGGGUGUGCUGAAGGUGUUCCUGGAGAACGUCAUUCGGGACGCAGUCACCUAUACUGAGCACGCCAAACGCAAGACCGUCACUGCCAUGGACGUGGUGUAUGCUCUUAAGCGCCAGGGACGCACCCUGUACGGCUUCGGAGGCUAAACGCCUGUUUUGGCUUUGCGCUUUACGAUA